Camellia sinensis is the source of this 3520-nucleotide messenger RNA. NCBI's taxonomy places the organism in Eukaryota, Viridiplantae, Streptophyta, Magnoliopsida, Ericales, Theaceae. The record is from RefSeq and is a predicted model, not a curated record.
GUAGCUGUGUGGGGAGGAAUGAGAAAAGGAGCGCUAGUGCAUCGUGGUCGCAGUAGGCCGGUGAAACAUCAACCAGAAAGGCCCCGAAGAGGCAAUCAAGACUGCUAUACAAGAAACAGAGGGUGAGUGUUAGUGUUAGUAAGAAGGCUGUUGUUAACACAUCUAAGGCAAUGUAUCGGUCGAACAUAUCAGGCGUGAUUAACACCGUGCUGGAGUUGGAAUUUGGAGACGGUCACAUUCGGGAAAUUCAAAAAACACCAUUCGCGGUUAUGGUAGACGCUAUUCGAGCUCACAAUCUAAAUCCGAAGUCGUUCCAAAAAUGCGACGCCACGGUGUGCCGAAUUAUCCAGACUUACAACCCAAAAGAUGAAAAGUUUCACAUCGGUGGAGCAAAGCUACCCUUGAGGAACAACGACAUUUGUUUGAUUUUUGGUGUACAAUGUGGAAAAGACAAGCUGAACUUGUCACGAGAUUAGAAAGGUCCUUCAGAUUUCAUGCAAAGGAGAUGCCCGAACGUUGGACGCAUGUCAUCCAAAGUUAUUAAGGAUCUGCUAAUGGAAGCAAUCCAUGGCCGCACUCUACAUGACGAAGAAGACAUGGCGAAGUUGUUGUGUCUUUACAUCUGUACAAAAUUAUUUUUUGCAACAACAAGCAAACAUAUAGGUUGGUCGUUUGUGCGUGUGAUUGACAAACUGGAGACGUUACAGCAGUACGACUGGGCUGCAACUAUCCGUAACACAGUAAUCAAUCUCUGAAUGAGAUGCACGGCAAGCCAGAGAGGGUAACAGGGUGUGUUAUGGUGCUGUUGUUUCUCAUAUGUGAACAUUCGACCAUAGUGACUCCGGAACGGCUUGAGUUGAUGCCAAGAUUUUGCCAAUGGAACCUUGGGACUGUCGCAGUGAAACUGAAAGGGAUAGACUUGAGGGCUGAAGGUUGUAUUGAGGUGCACUGCGAUAAACUUGUUGGGACAAUUAGAGAGUGUCAUAUUGUCAAACAUGAGCCGGUAUUGAUUGAUCGUACUGAAGGCUGCCAAAAUGUGAUGGAUGUGGAUCCAGUGACGGAGGGGGGAAAUGUGGAUCCUAGCUUCAAUUGUUGGCAGACAGAUUCAGCAGAUGGUGGACAUGUGAGGACAGAAUGAGUAGAUGUACAUGAGAAACACAACAACGGCACGCCGACUAGUAAGGAAAUGGUGGAGGGGAAAAAAAUGAGAUAUGGAGAAGUCUGGCCAGUAUUGUUUCCGGAUCUUCUAGAACUGUCAAGCACACCAGAGGGUGAUGCCGUUCGGCGAAAAUCAACAGGAAUGGAAGAUGAAUUGGAAAAUGUUAAAAUGAAAGUCACUUUGUUGGAGAGGGACAUUGAAAGUAAGUGCGCACGAGUACAUGAAUUAGAACAGCGUGUGGAAUCAAUGGAGAAGAUACUAGGGGCGCAGGCUGCUAAUAUGCUGAUAGGGUUUGAGCGUGUUCUCAGUAUGAAGGAUGCUGAGAUUGCACGCCUAACGAAGAUGGUCAAACAAGCAAACACGCGAAUAACCGAUUUGGAAGAUAGUCUUGAUGAUCGUGAGGUGCACAACGUUACGCAGUCCGUUGCGAACAGUGAGUCGAAUCAUCGGGGAGCUUGUAACAGUCGGUCGGGUGACAGUAAUGGAGCAGCUACGAUGACAAGUAGCGAUGUUGCGCAACAAUCAUCUUCUCAUGCAGGGCCGACCGAAGGCUUAGCCAGUCCCACGCACCAAGUUGUACAAAUAGAUAACUUGGGUGAAGAUGUGAGUAUUACUUGUGCCGAUGGGUAUGUAUGUUCGUCUGUUGCAAGGGAUGAUUGUAAGAGGAAUUCACGUAGCUUCCAGGCACUUCUAGAUGCGUGUGAUGGUUUGGAUGUUGAUGUUGAAGGCACAGAAGUUGUCUGUCGUGACAAGUCCAGCGAACCAAGUUCUGGACCGAAGAUUACGUCAAUGGUCAGACGUGUGAAAGAAGAGCCAAGGCGCGAGUACAGGCUGUGUGAUUACGAGUACCCCAACGUAUUUGGGAGGGUCAAACUGAGUGACAAAGUGAGGAUUUGUAAAUCAACGAAGCCAAGGGAGAUAUACACUGUCGAGGAUAUUGAUGUGGGACGUAAAACAUGGAAUGGUUUUGGAAUGACUUGGAGACACAUUGUGUGAGGCAUGUUGAAAGAUGAAGAUCGGAAGGUACUGGAGCAAUUGUAUAGCUUAGAAGGAGAUGGGUAAGUUCUUUGUUAAUUAAGUUGUCGUAUGUUAUCGUUUUAACGUUCAGUACAUUAUUAAUAUGUUUUGGUUUGUGGCGUACAGGUUAAUAGUAUGGGAUGGCGGUGAGAAUGGGAUACAAGUUCACUUCACUGACAUCAAAGAUUUGGUACAGGAGAACUCGAUUCAUGGCAAUGUAAUAGAUACGUACGCAGCUAUGUUGACAGACAUGCACAGGACGGUGUCAGGUAGAAGAGAAUAUAAAGGAACGGCAUAUGUGUACAGCAGCGUGUGCGCGGACAUGAUGCGUAACACAAGCGCUUUGUCACGAACAAAGUACUUAAACGUACACAUAAAGGCAGUGCGAGGUUCCAGAUACACUGUAUACCCAAUAUACCAUGCCAACCACUGGACUGUCAUGGUACACGAUACAGACAGCGGGGAUUAGAAACAUUACAACUCUUUGAAACCAAGACGUGGUGUGCGCGAUGAACAUUACAAUGAGGCUUUGAAAGUGAAACAGUGGGUGGCUUAACACCAUAAUGAUUUUGUGAAACCAAGAAUUCGAAAUCAUGAUGUUGAGGUAGAGGAUUUUAAUGGCACACUUACAUCUGUUGUGGAUUGUCUGAAACAAGCCCCAGAGUCGUCGGACUGUGGAAUCUUUGUGUGCUUCAUUAUUAGAUAGUGCAUCCGUGGAGCAGACGUCAACAACACGAUGGACGGCCUCACUCCCACUACUAUGCGCGUUGCUAUGGUGGAAAUUUUUUUAAGUUCCCCAGGAAAGGGACUACGUGCAAUAACAGCAGAAAAUAUGAUCAGCACCCCCUUUUUCAGUAGGAAUCGCACCCCCUAGAGUAGCAGUUAGGUUUUAGCUAGGCAGUUGGGAAAAAAUGUUAACCUAUGUGUGAAUAGUGCAUGUUUUGUGGCAUAUUUUUUGGGUUCUAGCAAAAAUCUGGUACAUUAUUAGCAUUGUGAAUGGUGUAUUAACAGGUUUUCCGACGGUAGUAUGGCCAGUUUUUUUUAGGUUUUGAUAGCUGAAUGAAACCAGUUUGCAAGUAAUUUAAACAAUAGCUCUUUUUGAAUAAAAUAGAUUGGCAAAGUUAAACUACACAUAUAUCUGGUGGAUCUACAUUGUUAAUGAUACGUGUGUUACAUUGUUAGGCAACAUUGAUAGGCCACAUUGUCCACGCUACAUGACUGUCACAUUGUCAACCUACAAGAAGGCUAGAUAGAACUGCAAAAUACCUGUGUAUUAUGAAUUGGGGUCCUGUAAAUUUUGCUAAACUUUGCCUAUCAUAUAUUGACUUGUGUAGUUGUUCAUUA